AUCGGUCUUCUCCUUGGAAUCCUUCCCUUUAGGCGCUGGAUUGCAUUUGGCGCAUGGAGGAAGGGUCUGGUCGACCUUCUCCGGCCUUCUUAGCAGACUGAGGGUGUGCAACAGACUUCCCUGUUUAAGUACGCGCCCGAUGCACAAACUGGCCUAAUGAGUUCGGAUGCUCUUAGCCGACUUAUAAAAGAAGGGGUGGCCUUUCCAGUGCGUUCACCUACUGCCACCCCCAAAGAUUGCAUUCCGUUCGAAGCGUACCGCCAAGUGAGACUCCCUCGCUUUUCACACGCGGCGGUCUUUCACAUCAGAAUGACUGCCCCACAGGCCCUCGCGGUGACUGCACUCGUGCCUCCCGAGGCCAUCACGUUCGACGCUUCUCGAGAUGGGCAGCCGCAGACCGUGAAACUGACGGCCCGGAUCGCCACCAAAACAUUUGAUGCCAUCCAUCGCUGUCUGGUCUUUAAGGCGGUGUUCGCUGGACGCGAGGCCAUAGUCAAGAUCUGGGAAGUCAGCGCCACGCCGGCGGGAAAGGAAAUGCUCCAGAUGUACGCGAACGAGAGGGAUGCACUCGACUUAAUGGCCGACACAGGCUUUACUCCCGCAGUCCUCUUCGACGGAUACCACCCCGCGCACCAUUUCCAGCUCGAAGCAAAGGCGCUGGUACUGGAGUGGUGGACCGGAAGCAGACUGCGAUCGUGCUGGGCGAUGCUCCCCAGCGCGCAAAAAGACGAGGUGCGUGCGGCUUUGCUACGCUUCUUCACCACCUCCCUUGUGAGGGGCAUCUAUCACGAUGACCUGCGACAUCUGCGCAACACGCUGUGGGACGAGCCGAGCCGGACGCUGACGAUUCUUGACUUUGAGCUGGUGGGGAUCCGGUGGGCUGGGAGUCGGGAGAGCGAUGUGGUCGAACCGCUUGCCCUCAAAGAGACGGACCUGAUUUUGGAUGGAGCGACGCAGCUUGCUGCCAAUGGGGCUCAGGAAGAGCCGGACAUAUCGUAGAGAUGUGCGGGGUUUCGCGUGAAACUUGAGCCUUGACCUAGUGCUGCAUGUAGCUCUCACCUUCAAUAUACAAAACGGGGAGGUUUAC
Messenger RNA from Trematosphaeria pertusa, 1087 nucleotides. RefSeq lists its product as uncharacterized. The transcript has 2 exons. The coding region runs from base 157 to 999 and encodes 280 amino acids. The record is from RefSeq and is a predicted model, not a curated record. Lineage: Eukaryota; Fungi; Ascomycota; Dothideomycetes; Pleosporales; Trematosphaeriaceae.